AUGGCUAUCUUCAUGAACUGCAAGUCUUGUUCUGCUAUAACCACCAUUAAUACACAGCCAAACCUUCUUCUCAUAUUCCUCUUUGUUUUAACCACCUUUUCUUGGAACUCAGUUUCAUUCUUUGCCGCAGCUGUUGAUCAAGUCUCUUAUGCUGAUCAUUGUGCUUCAAUUGUUCCCGAGUCAACCCCGAAACCACACGCAAGAGCUGGACAUUUUUUCAAUCACCAGAUAGGUUACUACACUGGUGGCGGCAGUGGAAUUCUUAGUCCAAAUUCGCCAUAUCGGCUCAAUUCGAUUCUAUUUAACACCUGGAAUAUUACAGAAACUAAUGUACAAGGCUUAUUCAAGCUUCAAGCAAAUAUUCAAUUAGAAAGCGCCAGAACACUUUAUUAUGUGGGAGAUUCCACAAGUAGCAGACCUCAAUAUCCUGGUGGCAUCUAUAACUAUAAGGACUCUGGAUCAAAUCAAUAUCAACGAAGAUCAAUGGAGUUUCUGUUAGAUGGGUUCUGGUCAGCAUCUUCAGGGAAGGUUUGUAUGGUUGGAUCAGGUAGUGGUAAUUACUUGAAUGAACGUAAUUCUUUGCAAAAUCUUUAUGUUGUUCUUAAGCUCUAUAAUCUCAUGAAUUCCACUAGUAUUACUAGUUUGACUAGUGGAACCUUAGAGAGCUUGUCUAAGAAUGAUCCAAAUAACUUUGAACCAGUCUCCAUUUUGAUGCUUCCUAGAAUGAACUACCAGUACACUCUGGUUUCAAAUAAAUCUGAUAACAGCUUCCCUAGUACUGGAAGUGAUGAUCCCAAAAGUUCUUUGCAAAUACAGACAUUUUGUUCAACACUUUCCAGAAAAGUACUUGAUUAUGAUUUUGAUCUCAAAUAUUCAAGCCAUUGCGUUUCUGCAAAGAGCUGCACUCCGUUUGUUGCUUCUGAUGUGCUGCACAUUGUGUCUUUGAAGCCUAUUGAGUGUUUCGAGGAUACACGAAGGUUGAGAGUUCUGGUGAAAUUUUCAGACAGUGGCACUGUCUGGUAUCGGAGGAGUUUCGAUCCCAAUACAGCGUUGGUUGGGGAAGGCGCAUGGGAUGCAAGGAAAAAUCAGCUGUUUCUUGUUGCUUGCCAAUUCUUAGAUGCAGCAGGUUCUUGGAAUAAUACUCAUGUGGGCGAUUGUUCAACAAGAUUGAACUUCAGAUUUCCUGCAAUAUGGACUAUUGGAAGCACUAGUGGGGUUGUAGGGCAAAUUUGGAGCAAGAAGACUGUGACAGAGUCAGGUUAUUUCGAAAAGAUCACAUUUGAAAGCAAUCAGAAUGAACGUAGAAGAAUUCUACUUCCAGGUCAGAAAUAUGAGUAUACUCAAAUUGAAAAAGUAACCAAGUUGUGCCCAAUAUUGAAGACUGGCGCUAAUGCUAAUAGCAAGACUAACACAUACCCAAAUCCGUUAUCUUAUGACAUGCGAUUCGAUAUGUCAGCUAAAAAUUCUAGAGGAGGAGUUUCUUGGGGCAGUUCUGUCCCUCUCUCAGUUGGCAGCCAGUUUUACCACCAGAAUUGGUAUGCAAUGAGAAAUUCAAACUCAGUUGCAAGCACUGAAGGGUACUCUGUGGAUUCUGUGAGUGCACAUGUGAGCUAUAGCUGCAACCACAGGAUCACCUACAAUAUUAGCUACAAAAUUAGCAUCAAACUGACAUCUUAUGCAAAGUGGGGAAAUACAUCAACAGUACACGAAGUGCAGAUUUCUGCUGAAGGGAUCUAUGAUGAAACCGAAGGAAGCCUGUGUAUGGUAGGCUGUAGAAAUCUGGGCUCAAAUAAUGUACAACCAACAACUGAUUCUGUUGAUUGUGAAAUUGUUGUCAAAUUUCAGUUCCCUCCAGCAAAUUCUUCUGGUUUUAUUAAGGGAAGCAUUGAAAGCACGCGAAAAAAGUCCGACCCUCAUUAUUUUGAACAUUUGGAUCUCUCUUCAGCUGCCAGUUAUGUGGAUGAAGCAAAGCUAUCCAUUUGGUGGAUUGAUGUGGAGAUCAGCUUGGCUCUUAUAUCCACCACACUUGCAUGUAUUUUUGUGGCAUUGCAACUCUUCCAUGUGAAAAGACAUCCUGAUGUGCUUCCUUCCAUUUCCAUUUUCAUGCUACUUCUUCUAACCCUGGCCUACAUGGUUCCUCUUAUGUUAAAUAAUGAAGCCAUGCUCACAAACAACACCAACCACAGAAAAGUAUUCCUUGGACGCGGUGGAGGGCUUGAAGUUAAUGAGGUGAUUGUAAGUACAAUAACCAUGGUAGGUUUCUUGUUGAAACUGCGUCUUCUGAGCCUAACAUGGUUAGCAAAAUCCGCGAACAACGGUCCCCAAAACAAGCUCUGGUUCAUGGAGAAGAAGGCUUUCAUUGUGGCUUUACCAGUAUAUUUGGCAGGAGCCUUAGCUGCUUUGCUUCUGAUGAAUUGGAGGAAGAUUAGCACCAACAGCGAUGUUCCAGUGCUUUCAGGUUAUCAAGAGCACCCCUUGUUGGGUGCCUUGAAAUCUUAUGCUGGUUUGGUUUUGGAUGGUUUUUUGUUGCCUCAAAUUCUACUCAACAUGUUCUGCAAAUCAAAGAAGAAUGCUCUGUCUGUUUCGUUCUACAUCGGAACAACUUUUGUUCGAGUUCUGCCACAUGCAUAUGAUCUUUACAGGGCUCAAAACUCUGCUCAUCACCCAUUGAAUGGAUCAUACAUUUAUGCAAGUCCUGUGGCAGAUUUUUACUCUACUCCUUGGGAUGCGAUCAUUCCUUUUGGAGGUCUAUUGUUUGCUGGGAUCAUUUACUUGCAGCAGAAGUUUGGGGGUCUUUGCAUUCUUCCUCAAAAGUGGAGAGAGUUGGGUGAAUAUGAGAAGCUCCCUACUGUUACUGAAGGGUAA
Molecule: messenger RNA, 2865 nt
Organism: Prunus armeniaca (apricot)
Lineage: Eukaryota; Viridiplantae; Streptophyta; Magnoliopsida; Rosales; Rosaceae
Source: the annotation of a GenBank genome assembly